AUGGCAGAAAUAAUUAGACAACCAGAAAUAAUGGAAAAAGCACAAGCUGAGCUUGCAAAAGUCAUUGGAAAAGGAAAAAUAGUAGAAGAAGCUGAUGUUUCUCGACUCCCAUACUUGCAAUGCAUUAUCAAAGAAACCUUAAGAAUGCACCCACCCGUUCCGUUCUUAGUCCCGCGUAAAGUGGAGCAGGAUGUUGAAAUGUGUGACUAUAUCAUCCCGAAAGGGUCACAGGUACUAGUCAACGUGUGGGCAAUUGGUCGAGAUUCUACGUCUUGGGAGGAUCCUUUAGUGUUUAAACCUGAGAGGUUUUGGAGUUCGGAUGUGGAUAUGCGAGGGCAAGAUUUUGAAUUGAUUCCGUUUGGUGCUGGUCGAAGAAUAUGCCCUGGCUUACCACUGGCAUUAAGAAUGGUUCCGGUAAUGUUGGGCUCGCUAUUGAAUUCCUUCACUUGGAAGCUCGAACCAGGAAUUGCACAAAAAGACUUAGAUAUGGAGGAGAAGUUUGGUAUCACCUUAGCGAUAGCCCAUCCUUUGCGGGUUAUCCCAUCCCCGAUUUAG
This is a messenger RNA of Nicotiana tabacum (common tobacco), 555 nucleotides long. NCBI's taxonomy places the organism in Eukaryota, Viridiplantae, Streptophyta, Magnoliopsida, Solanales, Solanaceae. The record is from RefSeq and is a predicted model, not a curated record.